Messenger RNA from Acanthoscelides obtectus, 1383 nucleotides. The record is from the annotation of a GenBank genome assembly. Lineage: Eukaryota; Metazoa; Arthropoda; Insecta; Coleoptera; Chrysomelidae.
AGUAUUCCAAAGCUCGAGGACGACCAGCACACUUGUGAAUGAAAAUGACCGACGUACAUAUUUAUAAGUUUAAAAAUCAGAAAUUAGAAUCUAAUUCACUUUCGCUAUCUAUGCUCAACUGUCAGGCUGACGCGGCUGACACGUGUCAGCGACGUUCUGGAAAUGUCAAAGAGUGAGCAAUAAAAACACCCCCUCCGACGUUUCCUUUCCUCACUUUAGAUUAGUCGUUUCGGAGUAGAACGAUACGUGUAAAGUCAGACUUCGUGCGUUUUUUAUUUUCAACAUUAUUUUCGCAUUUAUACACCAAGCAGAAUGGCCCCCAAACAGAGGAUGCGUAUUGCUAACGAAAAAGCAAUGAAGAAUGUCACCAUGCGUGGCAAUGUGCCCAAAUCUUCGCAGAAAACAAGUCAAGAUGGGCCAGCAGUAGGUCCAUGGCUGUUAGCUCUGUUCAUCUUUGUUGUAUGUGGCUCUGCAGUUUUCCAGAUCAUACAGUCCAUUCGUAUGGCAUGAAAAUAAUUUGAAAUGAUACGAAAAAUCCUCCAAAAUUUUGUAUUAUACUUUUGCAAUUUUAUAUUAUAUAAUUUAGUGCAAUGAAUGGUUUUGGAGUAACUAUUCAAGGAUUUUGAGCUAUUUGAUGUUUCAAAUUCAUUGAUGUCUACUGUACUGAAUUUUGAGUUAGCAUCUUGAAAUUAUAUUUAUUUGUAAUAUUACACUUUGGCUGCUAAAUAUUGCAAAACAUCAAAUAGCCAAAAUAGUUCAAUUUCCAUUCUGAUUUUACUCUGUCAAUGUUUGUAUUAUUUGUGUGAGAUUCUUUUUGUAAAAUAUGAAAAUUAGAACUUAUUGCAUUUGAAUCCAUAUUUUUUUAUAAAGAUUUUGUAAGGAUAGUUUAUUAUCAUUCCAUUGUUUUAUUGUUUACAAAUAAUUUAUGUACCAAGUCUGUCUAUAUUUUGAAAUAUAUAAAAAAAUUGAUAUAUUUGUUUAAUUUACCAUUUAACAGAACCCAGAAUAUUGAUGAAAAAAAUCUGUACAAAUCUACGAGCCCCUUCCCACUUCAGUUGGCCCAAUUAUUGAAAUCUUAGUUUUUUUCUUAUCAAACACAAAUAAUAAAAAUUUAGCAGGGUGUUAUAGGUUUAAAAUAUUAACAAUGCAUAUUUUGAUAAUAUAUAGUAGAAAAUACCAACUUUAUCACUCGCUAAUCAAAUUUGCAGCACAAAAAUAACACAUGUUGCAAUUACAGCAUAUCAACCUAUUUUCAUUUCAAUGCAAAAUAAGUCUAUAACACACAGGUGGCUGUGAUUUCAAAUAUGUAUUUUUUACGACUAGAGUGUGUCUAAAAUGUUUUUGAGAAAAUAAAUUGUUUUAGACGUAAAUAGUUUCGUCAUG